AAUGGGAAUGAUGAUUGCCCGACUGUGUUGAAAUUGGCGGUUUAUACUUAUCUAAAUUCAGUGAAUUGUCAGCCAUAGAAACAGAUGCAAGUUCUUAUUAUAUAAUAGUCGUUUAGUAAUUUUACAUUAGAAAAACUCGAAAUGGUGGACAAGGAUGCUCUAAACUUUCCAAAGCCAAUGAAAUAUUCAAAAUCAAAGGUUUUCAAUAACGACUUUGUGCAACCAAAAACAUCUUUAUCUAAAACGUCAACGGUAAAGGAUGAACCAACUUCUGAUGGUGACAUCUCAGUUGGAUUAGCCGAUACUGAAGUAAAUCACAGUGUAGCCGAGGUUAAUGAAAAUACUGUAUUUGCUGAUAUAUUAGGUGGCGUGGGAUUGCAAAUUGAUAAUAUUUUAGAAGAUAAAAAAAAAAUCGUUGAAAGUUACACAGCCGCCAUUACUGAAACCCUAAACGAUAUCACCGAAAACGUUAAAAAAUCCCGACAAAUUACAAGACUAAAAUUUCUUAGUCAGGUGAAUAGAAAAAUUUGUCAAGUGAAACCUCAACUAGCGUUAGCAAUAAGAAACGAAAAAGCGAUUAUGAAGCAGUUGAACGUCUGUGGAGGAGUUCUAAAGGUCAGAAGAAGUAUGCUACAUGAAAAUUAUCCGCCACUUAGAGCAGGCAUUAAGAAGUAUGUACAGUCUGUCGAAGGAUCACAGAGAAAUUAUCAAAAUCUUAUGGAAAAGAAGCAAGCAUUAGCUAAAGCAAAUAUGGAGAAAAUAGUAAAAGAAUUUUCUGAAGCUUUUACAGUUGACUACAAGGAUUCUCUGAAAAAGCGAUGUUAA
Ctenocephalides felis (cat flea) is the source of this 825-nucleotide messenger RNA. RefSeq lists its product as uncharacterized. Lineage: Eukaryota; Metazoa; Arthropoda; Insecta; Siphonaptera; Pulicidae. The coding region runs from base 142 to 825 and encodes 227 amino acids. The transcript has 3 exons. The record is from RefSeq and is a predicted model, not a curated record.